AUGUCAUACAACGAUCCCUACGCGCACGGCCAGUACGGCCAACAGCAGUAUCAGGAUGCGCCCUUCAAUCCGUACGAGGUCCAACAACAGCAUGGAUACACUGAGCCUGCGCGGGAGUAUGCUGAACCGACAUACGACUACACGGGACAUGCAAAGGAGACUCCGAGGAGUGGAUUCGAUGAUGAUGUCGUGCCUGCACCUAUAGGCGAGAAGACUCCCGGUAACGUGCGGCGGUGGCGGAAGGACUACCAGGGGAACUUGUGGACGAAGGGCUCUCGACUUGGCUGCUUCGGCAGGUUCUUCUGCUGCACGCUCAUGAUCUUCCUCUUCCUCUUGAUCAGCAUUGUGCUCUCUCUCGCACUAUGGCUCCGCCCACCUAACAUCAUAGUCGGCCAGCCCACCGUCGAUGUGAACUCCUUUGCCAUCAACAGCAGCAGCAUCAGUAUCGCAUUGCCCGUCGACAUCAGGUAUGUCGUCAACAACCCGAACUACUUCACCGUAGAGCUGUACAAGCUUGACGCUACCGUUAUAUACCCCAUCAACAACACCCAGAUAGGGUCGGGGCACAUGACGAACAUCCAAUUCAAGGACCACACUCAGACGAAUUUCACCUUCCCUGUCACUAUCGACUAUGAAGCCGCGUCUGACCCCAAUGGCGCUGUCAUUACCGACUUGGCCAAGCAUUGUGGUAUUGACCCAAACACCGCGGCUUCCGACAUCACAGUGACUAUUGACAUCAAGGUGGGAGUCAAGGUUAUGCUGGUCCCCUUCACCACGACGAUCACGCAGAAGGCUUCCUUCGCGUGUCCCCUGGGUAGCGAUGCAUCACAUGUCACGCAGGGUCUGCUCAAGAGUCUUGGCAUCAACAUUGACGACCUUGGUGCUCUUGCGGGAUUGCUACGAUGA
Messenger RNA from Dichomitus squalens LYAD-421 SS1, 906 nucleotides. RefSeq lists its product as uncharacterized. Bases 1 to 906 code for a protein of 301 amino acids. The record is from RefSeq and is a predicted model, not a curated record. Lineage: Eukaryota; Fungi; Basidiomycota; Agaricomycetes; Polyporales; Polyporaceae. The transcript has 7 exons.